Drosophila erecta is the source of this 1011-nucleotide messenger RNA. RefSeq lists its product as uncharacterized. The coding region runs from base 128 to 913 and encodes 261 amino acids. The transcript has 5 exons. The record is from RefSeq and is a predicted model, not a curated record. NCBI's taxonomy places the organism in Eukaryota, Metazoa, Arthropoda, Insecta, Diptera, Drosophilidae.
GAGUUGCUGCCGCUGGAAAUAUUAGUUUCGAGCAGAGCGAACGACGCGUUGGAGCCACCGUAAAACCCUCAAAGGACUAUUACUAAAUUACCUAAAGCCCCAAAGGAUAUCCUCUUAAAAGAGCACCAUGAACAGAAAUUACAUUGUCAUACUGCAGCUGCUGGGAGUGCUGGUGGUGCUGACCUACGCAAGUGCGAUCCCCAAAUACGAAGAUAGCCACAAGUUCUAUGCGGAUAAGGCGCAGCGGGAUAGAUCGUACUAUAACGAGAACAAGACCCAGCCCAGUGAACCACAGGCAGCUUCCACAAAGGACAGACUGGAACGCCUGGGCUAUACCACUGGCUACGGAUCCCUAAAUGGUUAUCCUGGCGGCACUGGACUAUCCGCCUACAAUCCCAUAAAACUGGACCUGGGCGGCGUUGUCCUGGGCACUCUCGUGGGCAUUGGCGCCAUCAUACUGAUUCCCAAGAUCCUAUCCGCCUUCCAUGGUGGUUAUGGCGGAUAUGGCCGCAGCGAGGACAGCGACCUAACACCUCUGAGCAGCAUGAUAAACAAGAUUGACGAUGUUUUGGGUCAGAACAAUAUUGACUCUACGAGUUGCAUGCAGCGUGCUGUGUGUGGUUAUGUGCGCUCUACGGAAUAUAAUAUGAAGACCGGAUCCUCAGACCAGAUGGACGAAUUUAUUCAUAUGCUGGCGGAAAAUGCCCUGGUGGAUUACCUCCUCGAUGGAACGGCCAUAAAGGAGGCAUUGGAGCAUGGAAAGCGAGCCAACGAUAGAGCCUGUGAAGAAGUGUACUCCAAUUGUCCACUGGACAGUAAAUCAGCUACUGAUAUUCUAAUGAAGCUGAUGCCAAAGAAAACCCCACAAGGAAAAGGAAAAUCAAGUGGAAUUUCCCGGGAAAAGAAGGUUUAGUUAAUGUUGUUAUCUUAAAUGUCAAAAAGAUUGGUUUCCAUACGCAUACAACCAAAUAUUUUCUUCACAUAUCAAUAAACUCCAUUGUGUUAUCUUUA